Numida meleagris (helmeted guineafowl) is the source of this 2861-nucleotide messenger RNA. It is a transcript of the gene AMH, whose product is annotated as anti-Mullerian hormone. Bases 70 to 2010 code for a protein of 646 amino acids. Gene Ontology annotation, molecular function: growth factor activity. The transcript has 5 exons. The record is from RefSeq and is a predicted model, not a curated record. Gene Ontology annotation, biological process: Mullerian duct regression; gonad development. Lineage: Eukaryota; Metazoa; Chordata; Aves; Galliformes; Numididae.
GGGAGAUGCGCUCCUCCCGCACGGAGCGGUGCGUCGGGCGGCCGCUCCGGGUGCAGAGGAACAGGGAAGAUGAAGGCGGCUCUCGGGGUGCUGCUGCCGUACCUGGUGCUGCUGCUCCACACCGCAGCUGUGCCGAGGAAAGGGACCCCCAGGGCAGAGGCUGUGCCGGGGCAGAGCCUCUUAGAGGAGCUGGGACUUGGAGCAAAGAGGGAAAACGCGAGCAGAGCGCAACCCAGAUCAGCAGUGAGACCCAAGAUGAGCGUGGCUUCUCGCCUCCUCCUCGAGCCCGGCCCAGCAGUGAGCUGCACGCAGGCUGAUGGCUCCAGCCUGCAGCCCUGGCCCCUGGGGGGGCUGGAGGGCCCCGUGUGCCGCCUGAAGAUGGAUCGCAGCGAGGUCCCCCCGACCCACCUGGAGGUGGUGGGGGUCCUCACCCGCUACGAAAGCGGCUUCGUCAAGAUGCUGCGCGCCGGCUGGGAGCACCGCGGCCCCGAGACCUUCGGGCUGUGCCCAGGUGGGGAUGCGCAAACCGUGCUCCGACCGCUGCAGCACCUCCAGGAGCACCUGGCGGGGCCGGGCAUGGGGCUGGAGCGCUUCCUCGUCCUGCGCCUGGAGGAAGUGAAGUGGGAAGCGCAGGCCCGGCUCUGGUUCAGGCUGGCAUUCCAGGCGGAGGUGGGGCGGGUGCUGGGAGAGCUGCGUGUUGCUCUGCUGCUCUUCUACCCCGGCAGCCCCAUGGGGCGAGGGGCUGGGGGCCGCCAGGAGCUGCUGGUGAAGGGCACGGGGCUGGCCCAGGAGCAGAGCCUCUGCCUCACUGGGGACACCCAGUACCUGCUCCUCGGAGCCUCGGUGGCCGCUGUGACCCGCAGCAGCGAGGAGCUGAGCUUCCAGGCAUCCCUGGCCAUCAGGGACCGCGGGGAUGGAGCCGCCCCUCUGCCCCUCACGGAGACCCAGCAGCUCCUCUUCGGCUCGGAUGAGAAGUGCUUCACCAGGAUGACGCCGGUGCUGCUCCUGCUGGCCAGGUCACGGCCUGAGGACGAUGCUGCAGCGCCUUCCUCCUAUCUCUCUGCCAGCGGGGUGGUGGAUGUGGCUCCCUACCCACAACUCAGCCCGCCCCAUUCUGGCACCGCAGAGCUGCUGCCCCCCACCGCUCCCAGCCCGGCCAACACCACCUCCCCAACACCAGGGGACAGCGGGCAGUUCCUGAGCGUGCUGACCCUCUUCAUCCGCCGGGUGCUGAGCCUCCGCAGCGAACCCCCCACCCAGCCCAGCUCCCAGCACUGGUUGGACUUCCAGAUGAUGGAGACGCUCCCGCACCAACUGCUCAACCUGUCAGAGACGGCCGCCCUGGAGCGCCUGGUGCGGUCGGAGGAGCCCUCGGUGCUGCUUUUCCCCCAGGAGGGCGGCGUGGGGCUGGAGCAGCAUUUCGGGGACUGGCAGCCGGAGGGGACGGUGCUGCAGCUGCUGAUGGGCAAACUGCAGGAGGUGAUCCAGGAGCUGAGGGACAUCCCGGAGUUCCAAGCCAACACGGGGCUCCUCCAGCACCUCCUCAGCUUCUGCUACCACCCGCCGGGGCCGGCUGUGGGAGAGCAGCCGCCGGGAUCAGGGAAGCUGCAUGCAUUGCUGCUGCUGAAGGCGCUGCAGACGGUGCGGGCGCGCUGGCAGGAGAGGAGGAAAGUCCUGCGGCAAAACCGCAGCGCCCGGCACCAGGCUCACUGCCGGCUGCAGGAGCUGACCAUCGACCUGCGCGACCGCAACUUCAUCGUCAUGCCCACCAUCUACGCGGCCAACAACUGCGAGGGGCCCUGCAAGCUGCCCCUCUCCACCCGCGUGCCCGGCUACCACUCGCACACCGUGCUGCUGCUGGGCAUGCAGGAGCGGGGCUCGCCGCUGCAGCGCGCUCCCUGCUGCGUCCCCGUCCGCUACUCGGACCAGCUCAUCAUCAGCGUGUCGGCCGAGGGGCUGGAGGUGCGCAAGUUCCCCAACAUGGUGGCCGAGGAGUGCGGCUGUCGGUAGAGGUUCUCACCCUCAGCCCUCACACGCAGAGCUCCUGGCUGAGAUGGGAGCCUCCCUCCGAGCGCCUUUUCCUCCCGGUUUGCCUCCUCGCGUUGCUCUGGUUCUGUUUUUUUUCUCUGUGGGGCCGUGCUGCCCCACAUCCCCCUGCAGCGUCCCAUGGCCAUACCCAUCCCCGAGCCCUCGGGGGCAAAACCACUCUGCCGUUCCACGGGGUCCCAUCCCCACACUUGUCCAUGGUAACAGCCACAGUGCUGGGCUUGCUGCUGGGUGCUGCCGUGCUGCUCCAUGCCAUCACCGCUCCCCAGAGCACAGCAGAUCUCGUUACAUGUCCUAACAUUAAUAGUGUUAAUGACAUCAGCACACAGAGCCCAGCUGCCCUGUGCCAUCUCCCACUGAGCUCCAUGAGACCCCAUCACCGGGCUGAGCCCCUGCGGUAGGACAGGAGCACAGCCCCCACCCCCCCCACUCUGUGCUCUGCACUCCCUCUUCUUUUGACAGCACACAAAAGUAUCCAGAAACAUGAUAUAUAUAUAGAUAUAUAUUUUAAGACAUUCGAUUUAAUACCUUCUUAAAAAUGAACAUCAGUUUGUUUUAACCACCCUUGGUUUAGCAAAUACUCAAACCCGCUGCGGUCGGGGUCUCCUGGAGUUGCUGCAGCACUGCACGAUAGUGCUCGUGUGCUUUCUCCCUAAAAGCAGCUCUGUGGGGCAGGGCCCGGGCUGUGGUUCCGAAGCUUUGGGCCUCCUGCACUGGGGCCGUGUGUCCGUGAUCGGAGGGCAGCUUGGCUUCCUUCACCCAGAACACACUUCUCUCUUUGAUUUGUUUUCAAUAAAACCAUUCACUAAAUUCAA